This is a messenger RNA of Penaeus vannamei (Pacific white shrimp), 378 nucleotides long. RefSeq lists its product as uncharacterized. Lineage: Eukaryota; Metazoa; Arthropoda; Malacostraca; Decapoda; Penaeidae. The record is from RefSeq and is a predicted model, not a curated record.
AUGACGACUCUAGAAAUUAAGAGAAGACUCGCAAUAGCUAAGAAUGCCACAUUUGCACUGACCAACAUAUGGAAAAAUAAAAGCAUUUCAAUAAAAACGAAGAAGAGACUCUUAAACACGCUAGUAUUCCCAGUUGCACUGUAUGGAUCCGAAUGCUGGAUACUUAAGAAAAUGGACGAGAAGAGAAUUGAGAGUUUCGAAUUGUACUUAGGAAUGGUGAUGGGGAAAAGAGAAAGAGGUAGACCAAAGACCAGAUUGUCUGAUAACAUCAAGGAAGUUUGCGGACUGACAAUGGUAGAAGCGGAAAGAGCGGCACAGGAAAGGGAGAACUGGAGGAAGCUGGUAAUGAGGGCCACGGAAAUUCGGGUGACCGAAUAG